This is a messenger RNA of Scleropages formosus (Asian bonytongue), 1875 nucleotides long. It is a transcript of the gene cbln12, whose product is annotated as cerebellin 12. NCBI's taxonomy places the organism in Eukaryota, Metazoa, Chordata, Actinopteri, Osteoglossiformes, Osteoglossidae. Gene Ontology annotation, cellular component: glutamatergic synapse; synaptic cleft. The transcript has 4 exons. Bases 380 to 1009 code for a protein of 209 amino acids. The record is from RefSeq and is a predicted model, not a curated record. Gene Ontology annotation, biological process: maintenance of synapse structure. Gene Ontology annotation, molecular function: protein binding.
UAUCAAGGCUCAAGGGUGGGGAGGAAUAAGGGAUGACGAGGGGGUGAAAAGGACAAGGUUAUCCUGUACGUGAAGACCAUGGUGGGACUGCAUGCGUGGCUGGUGGGGGGCUGUAAGGAGGAGGAAGGACAGGGCUAUGGAGGGAAUGGUGAAUGAGGCGGAGCAGAAAGAGAGGGGAGUAGGUGGGGGAGGCGCUCAGGAGCAGGGUGAGUUUGUAACACAUCAGUCCCCUGGCAGACGAAGACGGAGAAAAGGCAGUGAGCAGGUUUUUUUCUCCUGGGACUAACAACACGAGCGAACAUGACACUCAUGGGAGACUAACCCGAAGCAGGAAAACACCGUACCAUCGUUAGUCUCCUGAGGAACACAAAGCAGUCACAUGAAAACCAAGUCAGCUCCGACCACGAACAUGGCUCAGUGGGAGAGGUGUUCUGCUCCCCAAAUCCUAGCUCUGGUGCUGGGCCUGCUGCUUGUUGUAGAGGCCCAGGGCCAGAAUGACACAGAGCCUAUCGUCCUGGAGGGCAAGUGCCUGGUGGUGUGUGACUCCACACCGUCGUCAGAGCCAGCAGGCAAUGCACUAGGCAUGUCUGUGCGCUCUGGGACUGGACGCGUAGCCUUCUCCGUCACCCGGCAGACAAAUCACGAGCCGACCGACAUGAGCAACCGCACCAUGAUCAUCUAUUUCGACCAGAUUCUCGUGAAUGUGGGAGGUCACUUUGAUCAAGAGAGCAGUGUCUUCCUGGCCCCAAGAAGAGGGGUCUAUAGUUUCAGUUUUCAUGUGGUCAAGGCCUACAACAGACAGACGAUACAAGUGAGUCUGAUGCUGAAUGGAUGGCCAAUGAUCUCUGCCUUCGCCGGUGACCAAGAUGUGACCCGAGAGGCAGCUACCAACGCAGGCUUGGUCAUCAUGGAGAGGGGUGACAAGGCCUACCUCAAGCUGGAGAGGGGAAACCUGAUGGGUGGCUGGAAGUACUCCACCUUCUCUGGCUUCCUGGUCUUCCCCCUUUAAAUGGAGAAAGGAUGGGCAGAGUGGGGCAGAGUGGGGCAAAGAGAGGUGGUGUGGGGCUAAGGCAGUCAUGGUAAUGACAAUUGUACUCUCAGACUUAGUGGGGGAAAUAAGGACAUUCCAUUUGCAUAAUGCCACAAAAAAGAGUCUUGGUAGAUGGAGAACGGAAAGCUUAAAGAAAUGAGAGAUGAAAUAUAGAAAUACAUAGACAAAUAUGAACACGUGAGAAAGGUCAAUAGGGCUGGGAUGAUGGGUGGUAUUUCUGGGACAGAAAGAAAGAAGACAAUAUAUUGUAUGUGUACAAUACUCUAGCUAUUUUAUAAUGUGGUGUUCAAACACAUUAAAAUGUUGAAUGUAUACACUGGAAUUUAAAAAGCUUACAACAACCUAACUAAAUUUAUCAUUGAAGUAUAUAUAUGAUUGUUUCUAAUCUUUUCUAUUUGCAGAAAUUAAAGGAAAAGCAUAGAAGGGAAAUUUUGCUAGUUGAACAGGGUGACCAAUUUCUAUCUAAAACUGGGCUGCUACGCUGGCCAGUCUUUCCCAGAUUAACCCUUUGGAUCCGCCAGAUGUCAUGACGAGAUACUCAGUAACUGGCAUUUACUGCUUUUAACUUCUGCUUUUGAGAAAAUUCAUCAUGUUUGGAAUGUUAUUGUAUAAUAUUAAGUGAAAAAUUAUUGAGGUCCAGUGCAAUUUGUGUGCUAUUUUUUGGGAUCCCAUCCUGAACAAGAUUCUUUUCUUGCAAAUUAGGGAAAGAUCCUUUCAUGUCUGCUUUAGUUUUGCGUCUAACAAAGUUUCAUAUAUGCCUGUAAUUCCUGUGGGGGGACUGGAAGUUGACUGACAAUAAACUGAUCAUAUUAUUGUAAUCAAAA